AUGCAAAUGGUGCGAGCAAUCGACCUCUCCUCCAACAAAUUACUAGGCCCAAUUCCUAAUGAUCUUAGUGUCUGUGCAGGACUUGAGUACUUCAACCUAUCUCACAAUAAGCUUCAAGGAACCCUUCCAGCAUCAUUCGGUAACCAACUGAAAAGCCUUCGAGACAUUGAUUUGUCUUUCAAUAACUUGUCAGGCCUACUCCCAAUGUCUCUGGCGAAGCUGGAAAGGCUUCAGCAUCUAAACUUGUCAUACAAUCAUUUCGCAGGACCGGUCCCCUGUUCUGGAGUAUAUAAGCAGCAGGACAUCACUUCGUUUUUAGGGAAUCCCCAGCUGGGUUUGCAGGAUUGUCCUUGGGGAAAGCGCCAUGGCGGUGCCUACCAAAGGAAGUCGGUGCUCUUGAUUUCCAUACUUGGUGUUUCUUCUUUGCCUUGGCUUGCUGGUUUGGGAUUUUGGAUAUGCUUAAGAUAUAAGAGAAAAUCGAGUGGUUUAAUGCGAAAAGAAGAUCUGAGCAGGGCAACCGAAGCUUUUAAUCCUAGGAACUUAAUUGGAAGUGGUAGCCUUGGAUCAGUUUACAGAGGCGUUCUUCCAGAUGGUAAGAUUGUGGCUAUCAAAGUUCUUACUCCAAAGCGCCAAGAAGCAGAUGAUUGUUUCCAAAGAGAGUGCCAAACGUUACUGAAGGUUGCACAUCCUAAUUUGGUGAGGAUAAUAGCUUCAUGCUCAGAGGCAGAGUUCAAAGCUCUGGUAUUAGAAUUCAUGCCAAACGGAAACCUGGACAAACAUUUGCACAGACACUCAGUUGAUAGCAGUGAAGCAGCAGAAUUGGGUUUGAGGAGGCGAUGGGAAAUUCUGUUCCAAAUAGCCCGUGCGGUUUCAUACUUACAUCAUGACUGCUCUCCAGCCAUCGUGCACUGCGACAUAAAACCGCAGAGUGUUCUUCUAGACGAAAGAAUGAGAGCUCGUGUUGCCGAUUUUGGAAUCGCACAACUGGUGAAUGAUGCAUCAGCCAUUACCUCGACCUUGAGAGGAUCUUUCGGUUACAUUGCACCUGAGCAUGGAAUGGGAGGAAGAAUUUCAGUGAAAGGAGAUGUGUACAGCUAUGGUGUGGUGGUGUUGGAGAUGAUUACUGAAAAGAGGCCGACGGAUCCAAUGUUCGCCAAUGGAUUAACUCUGUCCGAAUGGGUUUCUCAUUCAUUUCCACAUAGUCUGAAAGAAAUAGUCGCAGCAGAUUUAGUUGAAACGAUAGGGCCAAAGAGCGGAUAUGGAAAUUCAAUGGUUGAGGGAUUGCUACAGCUGGGGCUCUCCUGUACCUCUCAACUUCCACACCACAGACCAUCUAUGGCGGAGGUGGUGAUGGAAUUAAACAAUUGGGGAUACUUCUUUAAUUGAUCAAUCAAUCAAAGAUGCAAGUUGCUUCUCUCACUUUUGCAAUUGUAUCCGCAUCAAUCGCAACACUGAAAGCUGGCAUGUUGUGGGAUUGAACCUCAGAAACAUAAACUCGCUGGGCGUCUUGUCGACCUACUGAAUGGAGGUCGCUUUUUCUACAUUCUACUAGAUUUUUUACCAUGGUUGAAUGGUCAAACAGUUAUAUAGCAAUUUGAU
Messenger RNA from Cryptomeria japonica (Japanese cedar), 1599 nucleotides. Its product is annotated as putative leucine-rich repeat receptor-like serine/threonine-protein kinase At2g24130. The coding region runs from base 1 to 1386 and encodes 461 amino acids. The transcript is spliced from 2 exons. The record is from RefSeq and is a predicted model, not a curated record. Lineage: Eukaryota; Viridiplantae; Streptophyta; Pinopsida; Cupressales; Cupressaceae. Gene Ontology annotation, biological process: protein phosphorylation. Gene Ontology annotation, molecular function: ATP binding; protein kinase activity; protein binding.